AGCAAAGAAAGUUCUCCUGGCAAGCUUUAUCGGAGCUAGAUAAGUGUGAGAUCCGAUAAGAAGCGGAGAUAGCGUCACAUGCCCUGAGGGGAAGCCAUAUCGUGGAACCCGCCGGCUAUCAGCAUACCAGCUACUAGUAUUACUCCGCUAACUAACGAUGACACGACUUCUUCCUUCACUCGUUUCUUAUUUCUAGACAGACUGAGGUAACAUCACCGUAGAUUUCCUCGUCACUUCUUCGUAUUCCUCCACUAUAUCCUCAGAUCCUUGGAGGCCUUCCCUCCUCUCUCAUUGCCCUCCCCUCACCGCUAUCUUCUCUGCAUCUGUGAACACAAGUAUCAUCAUGUUGGACACCGAUUCGAACACCGAUGCUACGAACGGCGAGUCGCCAGCCGCUCAGUGGCCAAAUCCUACAAAGUCAAGAUACAGUAAACACAUCACAUUAACCACCUAUCCCGGUCAAAGCGGGGUCGAUCCCGUGCCCCUUGAAUGGGGAGCCAAAGAUGCCAAAACACGCGGUCCUAUAAUCGUCUCGCGAAAUGGCAAUAUGCUGAAGCGUCGCAAUGCCAUGGGUGCUCAUGGUGGCAGCUACAGUAUCUACAAUGCUCUGGCCAUCGCCGCUGGUGACCUUCCUCCUGAUUUUCGCCCGGACUUCCGCAACACGGAGCCGACGUUCAACUUUCCCUGGCAACCGGCAUGGGCAGAUCCUACCAAGAUCGUCUCAAUGGACCCCUUCGGUCACGACAUCGUCAACCAGUUCAGAGAAUAUCUCGACGCUGGAUGGGAUAUCCGCCCAACCAUGGCUAUAACGCGAGCCCACAUGCGACUGGCAGAGAUCAGUGAGGCUGUCCAUAAGGGCAAGUUAGAAGUCGACGGCACGAUUGUGGUUAACGCCGACGGCGAUGUCCGUGUAACAAAGGUCGCUGUGGAACCAGUCUGGUAUCUGCCUGGGGUGGCGGAGCGAUUCGGUGUCGAUGAGGGAACAUUACGAAGGACACUGUUUGAACACACCGGUGGAAGCUACCCAGAACUGAUCACACGCCCUGAUGUAAAGAUCUUCCUGCCUCCGAUUGGUGGUCUUACUGUCUAUAUCUUUGGACCCCCUGAGCGUGUCUCAGACGAGAAUAUCCGCCUAGCACUACGUAUCCAUGACGAGUGCAACGGUAGUGAUGUCUUCCAAUCGGACAUUUGCACAUGCAGACCGUACCUCGCGUUCGGUAUCCAAGAAGCUAUAAGAGAAGCACAAAACGGUGGAAGCGGAGUAGUCAUCUACUUCCGCAAGGAGGGUCGUGCUCUGGGUGAAGUGGUCAAGUACUUGGUUUACAACUCACGAAAACGCGGCGGUGACACAGCCGAUAAAUAUUUCCAGCGGACAGAAAAUAUCGCUGGUGUGCGAGACAUGCGCUUUCAAGCUUUGAUGCCCGAUAUUCUUCACUGGCUGGGUAUCAAGAAGAUCGAUCGCAUGCUGUCCAUGUCGAAUAUGAAACAUGAUGCUAUCGUGCAAUCAGGGAUCAAGAUAUACGAGCGCAUUCCUAUUCCUGAAGACAUGAUUCCUGAGGACUCGAGAGUCGAGAUUGAUGCUAAGAUCAAUGCUGGAUACUUCACGACGGGUAAACAAUACACGAUGGAGGAGCUUGCCCAGGUCAAGGGUAGAGGCUGGGAGAAGUGGGAGGAUGUCACGCACUGAGUGUUGUCACUUGAACAAUGAUACACGAUCGAUGCAAUGCCAUCAUUACCCAAUCUGGCGGGAAUGGCCUCCCAUUGUUCCUAGUGGGGAUGGAAUCUUCUUCUACGAUAUCCUACAUAUUGAUUUCCAUCGGGAUAACAUUUAUUUCAUAAUUCAUAAAUUGCUGUUGGUUAUCAAUUUACCGCAUUUCAGUCUCUGUUUAUUAAUCUCCAUGGAUGCUCGUAGUUUUUCAGGAACUGGAUGACGUCAUAGGUUCGAUGCUUAUCUCUUCUCCA
This is a messenger RNA of Paecilomyces variotii, 1962 nucleotides long. Its product is annotated as GTP cyclohydrolase N terminal-domain-containing protein. The record is from RefSeq and is a predicted model, not a curated record. The transcript is spliced from 4 exons. Bases 344 to 1687 code for a protein of 447 amino acids. NCBI's taxonomy places the organism in Eukaryota, Fungi, Ascomycota, Eurotiomycetes, Eurotiales, Thermoascaceae. Gene Ontology annotation, biological process: riboflavin biosynthetic process. Gene Ontology annotation, molecular function: GTP cyclohydrolase II activity.